This is a messenger RNA of Pyrenophora tritici-repentis Pt-1C-BFP, 552 nucleotides long. The record is from RefSeq and is a predicted model, not a curated record. NCBI's taxonomy places the organism in Eukaryota, Fungi, Ascomycota, Dothideomycetes, Pleosporales, Pleosporaceae.
AUGCCCAUGUGCGGUGGAACAAAGUCUGUGCAGCGCAAGCUAGUACUACUAUACUUCCCAACAGUAUAUGAGCCCACAGUGUUCGAAAACUACGUCCACGACAUCUACAUUGACAACACACACGUCGAGCUUAGCUUAUGGGAUACUGCGGGUCAAGAGGAAUUCGACAGGCUACGGUCACUCAGCUACGAUGACACGCAUGCGAUCAUGCUCUGCUUCUCGGUCGACUCUCCCGACUCACUCGAGAACGUAGAAACCAAAUGGGUUGGUGAAAUAGCAGAAAACUGCCCAGGCGUAAAGCUCGUCCUUGUAGCGCUCAAGUGUGACCUGCGGAAAAAAGAAGACGAUGAUGCCGACGGCCAGCAGCCAGAAAAGCCAUGCAUUGACUACAACGAAGGUCUGCGCGUAGCAGAAAAGAUCAAGGCGCUGCGAUAUCUCGAGUGCUCCGCGAUGAAGAACCGGGGUGUCAACGAAGCUUUCACCGAAGCUGCCCGUGUUGCUCUGCAAGUCAAGACCAGCAAGGACCAGAGCGGCGGUUGCACGAUCCUCUAA